Condylura cristata (star-nosed mole) is the source of this 4007-nucleotide messenger RNA. RefSeq names its product zinc finger protein 260-like. Gene Ontology annotation, molecular function: DNA-binding transcription factor activity, RNA polymerase II-specific; RNA polymerase II cis-regulatory region sequence-specific DNA binding. The record is from RefSeq and is a predicted model, not a curated record. The transcript has 2 exons. Gene Ontology annotation, biological process: regulation of DNA-templated transcription. Lineage: Eukaryota; Metazoa; Chordata; Mammalia; Eulipotyphla; Talpidae. The coding region runs from base 43 to 2211 and encodes 722 amino acids.
CUGCUCCUGGGCGACAGCGAGCGUCGCCUGUACCGCCGCGUGAUGCUGCAGAACCUGGCGCUGGUCGCCUCGCUGGGUUGUUGCUGUGGAGCAGAGAAUGUAGAGACACCCUUUCAACCCAGUGUUUCCAUGAAAGUGUCACAGUCCAGGACUCCCAAGGCAGCGCCAUCUUCCCGGAAGCCCCACCCUUAUGAGACUUGCUUUCCGGCCUUGACAGACAUUUUCUCCUGGCCUGAGCUCCCAGAAGCUGUGUUUGGUUGUGGAGCAUGCAUGAAACAAUUUGUUUUUAGUGCGAACCUUCAAAAGCACCAGAAGGCCCAUUCAGGGGAGAAAAGCAAUGUAGACAAUGCCUCAUUUGUGAAGAGUUUCAAUUUCCUUGUGUUAAGGAAGCCCAUCACCUGUGAAGGAGGUGGGAAGGACUUUGUAGCCACUUCUGAGCGUGUCCCACAGCAGACCACUCAUUCUGGGGAGAGGCCAAGCAAAAUCCCCCAGCAUGGGGGACCUUUACAGGGCAGAAAACGUCACUUCACUGGGAGAGCAAUCAAGAUAACUCUCAGCCCCAAGCAUACACUAGGUCAGGACCGGGAUGUCCACACUGGAAGGCCGUGUUUUGAGUGUGGUGGAUGUGGGAAAACAUUCAGGAACAAAUCCUCCUUUGUUGUGCACCAGCAAGUCCAUGCUGAAGAAAGUCUUCACAAGUGUGGUGAAUGUAGCAAGUCCUUUGGGCACAGCUCCGCCCUCAGGAAGCAUCAGAGUGUUCAUGGUGGGGAAAGGCAGUGCAAGUGCAGCAAAUGUGGGGUUUUCUUUAGCCCAAAAGCUGCUUUCAUUCAACCCCAGAGAAGUCCCUCUGGAGGCACCUGUCGCCUGUGCACGGCAUGUUCAAAGUCCCUUAGCCGUAGCUCUGUCCUGUCCACUCAGCAAGGGAGGAUUUCCACCGGAAAAAGAAAUUUUGAAUGUGCUGAGUGUGGAGAAUCCUUUAAAUCAAAUUUGAAUCUCAUGGAACACUCCACAGUUCACACUAGAGAAAAACCUUAUAAAUGUGGAGAAUGUGGAAAGUUCUUUUCGGCUAAGUCGAGCCUGCGUUAUCAUCGGACCGUGCACACUGGGUCAAGGCCUCAUGAAUGUGGUGAGUGUGGGAAAUCUUUUAUCUUUAGAUCCCAGCUCCGGUAUCAUCAGAGAGUUCACACACAAGAAAGGUCUCAUGAAUGCACCAAAUGUGGAAAAUCCUUCACAUCUAGUUACUACCUUCGUUACCACCAGAGAGUGCACACUGGAGAACGGCCUUUUGAGUGUAGCGAGUGCGGGAAAUCUUUUUCUUACACCUCCAGCCUUCGUUGUCAUCAGAGGAUUCACACUGGGGAGAGGCCCUAUGAGUGCAGGGAGUGUGGGAAAGCCUUUACCCGCUACUCGGCACUCUAUCAGCACCGGACCCUACACACGGGAGAACGCCCGUUCAAGUGCACGGACUGCGGGAGAUCGUUUCGCCGUAAAUCUUUCCUUUCUCAACACCGGAGACUUCACACUGGAGAAAAGCCCUAUGAGUGCAGUGAGUGUGGAAGAUCAUUUAUCAGUAAAUCUUCCCUUUCUCGACACUGGAAACUUCACAGUGGAGAGAGCCCAUAUGAGUGCAGCGACUGUGGGAAGUCUUUCACCUCCAGGUCCACCCUCUGUUUUCACCAGAGAACUCACACGGGAGAGAGGCCUUAUGCAUGCACUGAAUGUGGGAAAGCCUUCAGCCGUAAAUCCUCCCUUACGCAGCAUCGAAGAGUUCACACCGGGACGAGUCCUUACAUAUGCAGUGAGUGUGGGAAACCUUUCACCUGUAGCUCCGCCCUCCGUUUUCAUCUGAGGAUUCACACAGGAGAGAGGCCUUACGAGUGCAGGGAAUGUGGGAAGUCGUUUCGCCGUCAGUCUUGCCUCUCCCAGCACUGGAGACUUCACUCAGGAGAAUCGCCUUACCGGUGCCAUCAGUGCGGAAAGUCUUUCACCACUAAUUCCGCCCUUCGUUAUCAUCAGACCUCUCACACUGGAGAAAAGCCCUACGAGUGCAGGGAGUGUGGGAAAGCCUUUCGACAAAAGAGUGGGCUUCGAUUACAUCAGCGAACACACACGGGGGAGAGGCCUCAUGAGUGCAGUGAGUGUGGUAAAGCCUUUUUCCAGCGAAACCACCUUAUUGUACACUUGAGAACUCACACUGGAAAGAGACUUUAAGCUCUCAGGAAAUGUGCAGUUUUCUUCCCUGCUCUAAAGCUACAGAAGGACGAGCCAGCAUCUGAGGUAAAAAUCACGCAUGCAGUGGGUGGCGACGGGGAGCACCCUGUUAUUUUCAGGUAUGUGGGAAGCAUGUUUGGCUUCAGCCCACUUCCAGCCUGCCCGAGGCCCUGUCCAGAUGCGCUUUGUUACCAGUGUCCAUGCCGAGACCCGCCUGGCGGGUCCAGCCAGCGAGUGUGGGGCACCACGGCUGUCUGCGCAGGGAUGCUGACCUCUGCUUGCUCGUGUCUGGGCUACUAAAGGUGAGCACAGGCUGUGGGGCUCCGACCAGCUUGGCAGGGAUCUGCCCUGUUGUCGGCCAAGAGAACAUCCCGAGUCCGCCAGAAACUGCGGGGCAGGGCCGUUUCUCAUAGCACGUGCCACGGGCUGAGUUUUGUUGCCAAGACACCGCCGCUCUCUGCUGUGGGUUCUGCAGUGGGAAAGCCUGGGUGCAGGAGCUGCUUCCUGUUGGAUGUUAUAUUUAUGCUGUGGGGCCCUUCAUGAACAGACCUGGGCUCCACAAGCACAGGGGACUUUCCUGGCGGUCUUGGACUGUCUGCACCUAAGGGUGGCAGCAAGAUGGCAGGUGAGCGCUCACCGUUCCCAGCACGUGUGCGCUGCCACCUCACAUGCCUGUGAGGCUUUCUGGCCCUCCCUGGGAGGCCAGGCAUCACUUCUAGGCAGCGCAGGUGACCCUGAGCAGGAGGCCAGUGUAACCAUCUCCUGUUCCUACAAGAGCACCCUGGGUUAUUCUCCCACCUCGUUCCCAGAAAACAUUAGUAUUGUUGAGGGGACUCCUCCCCGCUUCCAGCAAGGAGUCACGCACCUUCAUCUGCAGUGUUGGGCCGGGGGCCACUGGUUGUGAGGCCGCCAGCAUCAGGGUUCAUCCUAACUGCAUCUGGGACACAGCGUGUGAGGAGGGCACAGAGGCCCCACACUGGAACGAGCCAGUCAGUGCAGGGAGGGUGACACAGGUGCAGGACCACCGGCCAUCACCUCACUGUGGGCCUGUCAGAAAGUCUUCAAGCUUCCUGGUCUCCUAGGACUUGGGGCUGGCAGCAGAGCGGGGACAUGGCAUGCUUAGUUUCUGCCCACCCGGAUGCCAAACCUUUAUCACUCCCGUGUUUGGUGCCACCGAGCAAGACUGAACUCGGAGCGAGCGGGGUACAGAGUUGCCAGAUGGGCUCUCCAGGGUAGUGGACCCUGGGGAUGACCCCACUGAGUGCACAGCCGCCCGCACGGCCUGGGUGGACACAAGGAACCGGUGCCGUCUCCGUGCAGUUCUCGGGCUCCUGAUCAUCCCGCCUGCCCUUGCGGCCUCCAGAUAACAGCUUCACUUCUCUUUAUGUGGUGUGGGUGCAUUUUCUCUACUGCUGUGAUGGGCGUCCCUGCGUUUUUCCCUGGCCCUUGCUGUUGGGUCAUUACCCAGGUCCCUUGGUGACAUGACUAAGUUGGCUUUACUGUCCUUGAAAACAGCCCCACUGUUUUCCCACCAGUGGCCUGAACAGUAGGUUUGACCGGUUUUUCACCCGUGUGAAUAAAGCUUGCAGAGACGUGUACAAUUCUUUACGUGAAUGUGUUUCAUUUCUCUUUAGUAAAUAAUUUGCUGUGCAAUGUCUGAGUCCAGCGUAGGUGAUUGGUAACUUAGCACAGGCCUGUGGGACUCUGACCAGCUUGGGCAAGGACUGGCCUGUUGUUGGCCAGAGAAUAUUGCGAGUUCAGCACAGAAAGCUGAUUGAGCAUCCUCUGGUGUGGUC